AUGAUGAUUUUGAUAAAAGAAGAAGAAACGAAGAAAGAAGAAACGUGGGCUGAAGAUGUCGACAUCCAACACAGAUUUACUUUCGCCAUGGAAUACGGUCCCCAUGUAGAUGUCCAAGGCUAUGAGAUGGUUAUCGACUACUUUCGCCUCUUUCUGAAUGAUCAGUUAGACGAACAGGUAUGGACGUCAGAAGAUGGUGAAGAAGAAAAAAGAUUGGACAGAAACUACCGUCGAUGA
Messenger RNA from Necator americanus (New World hookworm), 237 nucleotides. RefSeq lists its product as uncharacterized. Lineage: Eukaryota; Metazoa; Nematoda; Chromadorea; Rhabditida; Ancylostomatidae. The record is from RefSeq and is a predicted model, not a curated record. The transcript has a single exon. The coding region runs from base 1 to 237 and encodes 78 amino acids.